This is a messenger RNA of Columba livia (rock pigeon), 2608 nucleotides long. RefSeq names its product ovalbumin-related protein X. Bases 171 to 1352 code for a protein of 393 amino acids. Gene Ontology annotation, biological process: negative regulation of endopeptidase activity. Lineage: Eukaryota; Metazoa; Chordata; Aves; Columbiformes; Columbidae. The record is from RefSeq and is a predicted model, not a curated record. The transcript has 8 exons. Gene Ontology annotation, molecular function: serine-type endopeptidase inhibitor activity.
CGUGACAAAAAGUAGUGAGUCAAAAGAUGACUCUCUGAGGGCUAACAGUGGGAGUGUCUCAAAUGGUACAAUAUAUAUCACCAAGAGCUCAGAGAAUCUGUUUAGGUUCAACUGGCAAGUUGGAUUAUUAUAUGCCUCUUUGAAGUUUGUGGGACAACACUGAUUUCACAAUGGGCUCCAUCAGUGCAGCAAAUGCAGAAUUUUCUUUUGAUGUAUUCAAAGAGCUGAAAGUCCAACAUGCCAACGAGAACAUCUUCUAUUGUCCCCUGAGCAUCAUUGCAGCCUUGGCCAUGGUUUAUCUGGGAGCAAGGGGUAACACUGAGUAUCAGAUGGAGAAGGUUCUUCACUUUGACAAAAUUGCAGGACUUGGAGGAACUAUUCAGACCAAGGUAAAGAAAUCUAAGUGUGGCAAGUCUGUGAAUAUCCACCUACUGUUUAAAGAACUCCUCUCUGAUAUCACUGCACCGAAAGCCAAUUAUUCACUCCACAUUGCCAACAGACUCUACACUGAAAAGACACAUCCAAUCCUACCGAUCUACUUAAAAUGUGUGAAGAAACUGUACAGAGCAGGUCUGGAAAUGGUCAAUUUCAAAACAGCACCAAAUCAAGCCAGACAGCUCAUUAAUACCUGGGUGGAAAAUCAGACAAAUGGAAAGAUCCAAGGUUUCCUUGAACCAGGCUCUGUUGAUCUUGAUACUGUUCUGGUCCUUGUGAAUGCUGUUUACUUCAAAGGGAUAUGGAAGACGGCAUUUAAAGAAGAAGACACUCGGGAAUUUCCCUUCAGCGUGACAAAGCAAGAAACCAAACCUGUGCAAAUGAUGCGUCAGAACAGUACCUUCAAAGUGGCAGCAGUGACUGCAGAAAAAAUUAAGAUCCUGGAGCUUCCGUAUGCCAGCGGGGAGCUGAGCAUGUUGGUGCUGUUGCCCGACGAAAUCUCUGACCUGGAGAAGCUUGAGAACAAAAUCAGCUUUGAAAAACUGACAGAGUGGACCAGUCCUAAUGUGAUGGAAAGGAAGAGAAUGAAGGUGUACCUUCCACGCAUGAAGAUGGAGGAAAAAUAUAACCUCACAUUUGUCCUAAAGGCCUUGGGUAUGACUGACCUGUUCAGCCCUUCAGCCAGUCUGUCUGGCAUCUCUUCACAAAAGAGCCUGAAGAUAUCUGAGGCCAUCCACAAGGCGUACAUGGAAGUUAAUGAAGAGGGCAUCGAGAUGGCUGACUCAGCAGGGGUGAUGGGAGACAUCAAACAUUCCUUUGAACUAGAAGAGUUUAAGGCUGACCACCCUUUCCUUUUCUUGAUCAAACACAAUCCAACUAACAGCAUCCUCUUCUUAGGUAGAUAUUGUUCCCCCUAAAGAAAGAAAGAGCUGGAAGUAAUGUUUGCCUUCCCCUCAGAAACACACCCCUUUUAGUGUAACAUUGUGAUGUAAUCUCAUCUUUUCAAUAUUUACUCCAAGUGGAAAACCUAAUCUAAGAAAUGCCCAUUUGGGAAGCUUCUAUAGCAAAGACAUAAUUGCAGGUGAGGAAACAGCAGCAAGUGUGUUUGUGUUUACUCCUUUCCCUUCUCAUACUUCUUUCAGGAUUGCUUGAGCUGAGCCAAGACUGAGCCAACAGAGAGUAGAGGCACCCACCAGCCAGGAAGGGGACAAGUGAUUUUCAUUUGAAGAAUAAGUUGCAGGCAUGAUUCCAAGUCUUUGGGAAUCUAUUACACAGAAAGCUGUGUGUGGGUGGUGCUCAUCUCAUUCCCAGAUAGCAUCCUGCUGACAAACCCAUGCUGCUGUUCCUGAACCACAGGGUUUGAGAUAUCCCAUCUGGAGGAGGUGCUUGUGGAUAGCAUUCUGCUAUGCAGGCUAUUGGCUGGUGCCUAUGUAAAUUUUAAUGUGUUUUACUUAGCUGUUGGUAAAUGGUGUAUGUGUCCACUAUCACCAGAGUUGUCCUCUCACCAUGAGUUCCUCGCCUAGUUCUCUAUUUCUUGCAGAGGUUCUCCAAAGUUGUGGAGAGUGUCCCACUUCAGAGAGCACAAAGAGAUCUAACUUUCUGUAGGUGCAGUUGUGCCUUCUCGCAGAGUGUAAAUUCAAAGCCUGAAACAUGGAUAUCCAGGUGAUUCAAAUGAUCCAGAACUCAGAACUGCCAGACAUAAGAGCUGUCUGAAUUCUUAUUUAAAAUAUUGGAAGACGGUUCAAAUUUGAGAACAUUUAGAUUUUUUGUGAAAAGUUCUGCAAGUGGUCCUAAAGAUUUCUCCAUGGGAAUUUUGUGAAAAAACACAGCUUUCAAAAUAAUCCCUGUCUCUGUUGAGCUUGCUUAGCAAGUAAAAUUCAAUUAGUCCCUGGAAAGCCCUCAGGUGAAGUUCAAAGUUUGAGUACAUUACUCUUCCAUGAAUGCAGCUGUGCUUCUGUGUUCCUAUGAUAGUUUAAGGCUACAUCUCUUGUUUUUUAAGAAAUACAUGAGAAUCCUAAUAUCAUCUUUUCUCUUCCUGUGUGUCCAAUGUCAUCUGCAAAUACGGAUAUAUUGGCUCAAUACUAUGUCCUGUUUUCAUUUUAGUCCUACAUUAUUGAUUUUGAUGCAUACUUUUGAUUUUUUUUUUUGUUAACAAUAAAAAAAUUAUCACAAA